AUGCCACCUAGAAGGAGAACAAGAGCUGGGAAUAAAGUCAAACCUCCCUCUCAACGUUCUUCCAGCUCGGAAGACCCUUUAGCCAUGUCACCCAUCCGACCUCGAAAAAAAGUGAGGUCGGAAGCUGAUAUACUACUCGAAUCGAGGUUAGAUGACGAAGUAGGAUUAGGAGGAGAAGACUUGGUAGCUCCUUCAGACGAAGAAGAGUAUCUUCAAUGGGUGAAAAACAGGAACGAGAGGUUAGAUCGGGAACGUGUAAAUCAGCAUGUGGGGGGGAAGGGAAAGGGUGUGAGGAAAGAACAAGAGGUUAUGGUUUGGGAAUUGGAAGGUACUCCUUCUCCGAGGAAUAUAUGGUUGGAUUUGAUACGUUCUCCGUCGCCCCGUCUCGAAAAACUUCAGUAUCACUCGAGAUCACCAAAGAGGGUGAAAAAGAACUCGCCUUCAGGCUCGGAUACUAGAAGUGGGAGAAGAUCAGACGUAGCUGUAAGAGACGAAUCGCAAAAUGUCGAAUGUUCGUCAUCGAAAUCUAUUCCAGAUAACGGGACAAAUGAGGAGGGAGAAGAUGAAGGUGAAAGCUCGUUAGCUACCUCCAUGACGGAACCUUUGCCUGCAAGUUAUAUGGAUGAAGAUGAGUCUUUUGAUGAUGAGGUCGAUGAGGAUGAGUUGGAGAAGGACGAAUUGGGUGCGGACAGUGAAGCUGGGCUCCAAGUGAUGGAAGAUCUCAACAGCGUGGACCAGGUCAGAUCCCCUGGUAGGAUUUAUGAUGGGUACAACGGAACAAACCUGCCUUCGGCAAAUUCUUUUCAAGAUGGGAAACCAGACAAAUCACCCACUGCAACAGUCUAUGACCAACAGGAUAUCGAUGGAGGAUCACAUUGGAAGGAUAUCCAGAAUGACGAUAAGGUAGAUCGCCCUUUUCAGAUGGACAUAGUUCACCCUUUUCAGAUGGAAAUCGACUACCCUGUUGGAACACAAAGCCCUCCUCCGUCAUUCAAUUAUCAUCAACCAGAUGAACCUCCCGAACCUGAAGCUCAACCUUUAGGUACUCCUAUUCACAAACCAACACAGGAAGAUAUAGAAUCUGAUGAAGAUGAUCUCUCACAUCCCUCGCCACUCAGCACCCACGAGGAAAUUAGGAUGAUCGUACCACCUCCCGAGAAGCCUGGUGCAAUGAUGGAAGACGAUCUGCAACGUCAUUCGCCCUUUCUGGUCAAUGCUGCGAUAAGGAACGAGCCAGAGAUACGUGAUGCUCAACACGAACUGGAAGGCAUUCCUCUUGCUGAAAGCUCGCAAGGGGCUUUAAGACGAAUGAGAUCAUUACAAUCGUCUGUUAUUAGUGAUCAUCCCGCCUCACCACCACGUCUGAGCAAUGAAGUGACCGCAUGGCCAUCUCAACCGACUCAUCACCAAUCACCUCUCCGUUCAAAGCCACCGUCACCAGUUUCGACCUUCUCGCAAGUUGCCCAACGAAGUAACUCAGUUGUCCAUCAUCCUUCCCCUAAUCACGACCCCUCCCCCUCUCCUCAUUCACCCCAAGCACCAAUAGACCCAGCGCUCGCGCAAUUCCGAACAGCCCGUACAUUCCGAACCCGUACCACACUCCAACUCCAACCUUACACCCGUGAAAGACAAGUAUACGAAGCCCAACUCCGUCGUGGUGGUCUCAAAAAAGGUCGGAAUGCCAUCGCUCCCGCUCCUGAAAUUCCAAAAUCCUCUGAGGAAUCAGAAGACCCGGAAGUUGAUCAGCAGAGUAGCAGUUCAAGUGUUGGAGAAGUUGAUGGGGAGAGAGUCAUCAUUGCUCCUUCCCCCGAGAGAAUCAGACGGGUUCGAAAGUUGGUUGAGGUGAUCGAUGCAGAUUAUGAUGAAUAUUUCUUAGAACAUGGGAAAGUUGCGGAUGAAGAGGAUGAACAAGCUAUGCGAUCUUUGCAAAGGAUAGCUAGGAGACGAUUGGGAGAAGAGAAGAAAGAGAGGAGACGAAGAAGAGACGAGGAGAGAUCAAGAAGAGAGUUUGAAGAAUUGAUCAAAGGGAAAGAAUCUUCUCCUAACCAUUCCGCUAAUAGGCCAAUCCGACGAGAUCAAGAUAAAGAUAAACAUGAUUCUCGCAAUCCAGCGAGAGGAAUAGUGAAAUAUACAGAUAAACGACCUUCUCGGAAACCUCCCCCUCAACCUGAUAUCUCGGAAGAUGAUUCUUUACCUUCUCUCCCACCUUCUCUUCCUCCCCUCAGACAGACUCGUGAAUUCACAUCUCCCUCACCAGAAUUGGUCACUUCCAUUCGUACACCUCUCGAUCAUCAAAUGGACGUAGACAUUGAACCGAUGGGAAUGUUUGAAGCUGACCCACAACAAUCUUUCUACAUUGAUGACCUUCCGACCAAUACGAAACAACGACGCAUACCCACUCCGACGUCUGUCACUUCGGGCGAAACUUCCGAUUCUGACUCACCUGGUGUGGACAGAAGAGCAAAGAUAGCAAGACGUAUGAUGCCUGCUGCCAUGUUGAAACGUCUUGAACGUGAAGCAGCUGAGAAAGAACGACAAAAGGCUCGACGAGAAGCUAAAAAGCGAAUAGUCCAGAUUUCCCCGGCUUCACCAGUCAGACCAGGUCAUGCGGUCAUACGUCGUGGUCAAGGGGAUGUUGAUAUGUCAGGUUUGUUAGGAAUGCUAGCUUCACCUGAUUCUUCCAGUCCUCAAAGACCGAAUUCGAAUGAAAGAACUUCGGCAGUUCAAUCGAGGGAUAAAGACGUGGUGGUCAUCUCUUCUGACGAUGAUUCAGACUUUGGAUCACAAGCAGAGGAAGAUAAUGGUGGUGGUUUGGUAAGGCUGUAUAAAGGAGAUUUCGAAUCGCUCGUCACUGGGAUGCCUCCUCGAGACGAAAUGCAUCAUAAAAAACGGAGACGACAUGAUGGGAAAAGGAAAGAAAGAAGACCUGCUUUGGGUAUUGCCAAACGUGUUGCUCAGUAUCCUGUUUCAUCAACAGGAAGGAUGGUACAAACCAGAUUGGAUUUUCCUAUCGAAGACGUUCGAUCCCCUUCCAAGACCAAGUAUGUCACUCCUAGGCAUACUUCUAAACAUGGUACGAAGACGAUGACUGGAGCUAGGAGAGGAAGAGGAGGUAAGGAAAAGAUAAAUAGACCUGCUAUUCAAUUGAACGAUCGAAAUAUAUGGGCAACGAAUGAUUUUGCUUUCGAUGAUUCUCCCGAUUUACCUCGUUCCGAGCCGAAACCCAACAAGACACCUCAUGGACAUCAUCAAGUACAACACGAUAAAGUCCAACCUCGAUCUUUCAAGACCGAUUUAAACAUCGCUUCGAAAAAAGGUAAGGGUUCGAAAGAUGCUGCGAAACGUACUUUCCAACGUACAACAUCAAAAACGAGUGUAGUCAGUAUGGUCAGUGUUACGAGUUCUAUCGGAGACGUUGAUCAUGGAAUUGGGAAAGCACGUUCUUGGGCAAACUUUGAAUCGUUUCCUAUCGACUUUUCGAUUUCUCCUUUACCUUCUGGAUUAUUCUGUUCAGAAGAUUCAAUCCUCACUACUGGUCGUGUUGAUUCUUUGAUUCGAUUAUUAUCAAAGUCCAACCACAACAGUAUGAUCAAUAUUGAGAGUUGUGAAACGUAUGGUAUAUCAUUAGAUCCGAACAUGGGAGAAGACUCUUUAUCACCUGUCAUUCCUCUUUUAUUCGAUAAGAUAUAUUCUGAAUUGAUACUUUAUGUCAAUGAAGAUAUUUCCAUCUUCCCGGAUUUUGAAGGUUUAUCAUUUAUAGGAAGAUAUUUUUCUCUUAGAUCAUCGAUGACGUUGAAAACUUUGAUCAGACAAAAGGUUUUGGAGAUAAGUGAAAGAUUGGAUGAUAUGUUAUCAAGUCGAAAACAUUCGAAAUCCGCCAAAAACACAGUAUUGGGUAUGAGAUGGGAAUUGUUCGAAUUAUCAUGUCGAUUAAUGAAAUUUGAUGGGGAUAUGAAAGUUGUGGAAAUCAUUGCUGUGGCUAUGUUAACACAGAUGUUAGGAGGUGGGUUUGAUAAAGCUGUUAAACCUUUGAAAAGGAUUUUAAGAGGGGAAGUUGAAUCUCCUGAGAUUAUGGAGGUUUCUACUAUUAUGUGGAUUGCGAUUAUACUUGUUUUGUCUGUUUGUUCUACCUGUCGACCAACUGUCAAUCCUAAUGAUAUCAAUCAUCGCGAUGUCAACUAUCCCACCAACAAUUAUCCCACCAACAACCAUCACACUGUCAGUCAUCCCGAUCAUAUCGACAAUACAUCGUUCGUGAAAACUGAAGAGCUCGGUCGGACGACUACCAUCGUUGAAUUGGGGAACAAGGCGCCACAGGAAGAACCUACGAAACAAGCGAACGGACAGGAAGAAAUGAGUUCCAAACAAACUGGAGACGAUUUUUUCCUUUCAUAUCUUCUCACCGCCUUCCAAACAGCAUUCCAUUUAGACCAUUCUGGACCACUCGCGGCAGAACGUAUCUGGUUUCUAAUCUUUAGUCUAUGUGCUUUUUCACAAUUCGAUACAUUCGGUCGUACUACCUCUCAAUAUAAUCCUAUACCAAGAUGGCCAUUAGUCCGUCGUGCAAUUUCUCUCAUACGAAUUUCUCAUAACGAAGAAACCGAAGAACGUUCUCAUGCUGAUCAAUUAUAUGGAAGAGAUCGUUAUAUUCAAAUAAUACUUUCACGUUGUAUACGUUUAUCAAGUAAAUGGAAAUGGUCAUUAAAUCAAGAAAACUUUAAUCUCGCAACGAGAGAUUUAGGUAAAAUAUUCAAAGAAAGACAAUAUAGGAAUUUACCUUCAGAACCAUUUGUCGAUUUUCCUAAAUGGAUAACUUCUUUUGACGUUUCUUUAACUUCAUCAGAAUCGGAAAAUGAUCAAAAGGAAAUUGAAACAGCUUUUGAAAUGUUUUUGAAAUUCGUUUGUGUUUCAGCAUCAGAUUUGAUUUCAUCAACGAAAACAUUAAAAGAAGCUUUAAAAGUUGAAAAAGAUUUACAAAGGUUGAUAAUGACUAUCAUACCUGUUUCACCUGUUAAAUUCAAUAAAUUAUUACCACCGAAUAAGAAACAAUUGGGACAAUUGAUAAAUCGAUAUUCUACAAUGGUUGCUGGAUGUUAUUUCUCACCUGGAUUGGUAGGUUGGUUAUUGGCCAAUUCAAGGAAAUGGCAAUUGUUUAAAGAAGCCGAUUUCGAUUCGAGGAGAGUUACUAUAAGAGGGAUAAUGUAUGUCGGUGUGGCUUUAAGACAUCAUGAGGCGGAUUUAAGUUUGGUGAUGAAUAGAUUUGAAGAAAUGUUGAAUGUUUUACAAGAAGAAUUGGAUCAGAUUAAAAGGUUGGAAGGAAAGAAAGAACAAUCAAUUAAUCGACAAAAUAAUCAUUUCAAUAUGUUCGAAGUUUUUCCAAUCACGAAUGAUAAGAAUGGUAAUACGACCGUCAAUACGAUGAAUGAGAAAUUCGUUAGAUUACCAGAAAAAGAAGAAGUGGAAAGAACUAUGAUUUUAAUAGUAGCUUCUAUCAAACAGAUUAUUUUACAUGAUACCUAUAUUUCUGGUCAACCUUCAAUCACCGACCUUCAUAUCACUAUUGAACCAAAUUAUGAUCAUCUCAAUCUCAACCCUGCUAUCGACCGAAUCAAUCCAGAAAUAGGACAUGGUAAGAAAACUAAAUACCCCCCUCCUUGUCUUUUACACUCAAGUUGGACAUCAAAAGUAUUCAAUCUAGAAUUAGAUAAGAAAUGUCAAGAAGAAAUAAUCAAUGUUAUCCAAACGUAUUUGAAUAUCAGACAAUUGGCUUUACCUGAUAAAGCGAAGAAAAUGAGAGAAGAGAAAUUGGAAAGUUUACAAAGUGAGAGUUUUGAUGAAUUUGGAUCUUUGGGAAUUGAUUGGUCCGUCGAGCCGUUAGGUUUAGGUGGGGGUUUGGUCGAUCCCCUUGGACCUGAAAUGGAUGAUGGGGAGGAGGGAAGAUUGAAGGAAAUGAACGAAAAGGAGAAAACGGAGAAAAAGGUGGAAUUGAUGGAUAAGGAGUUUGCUGAUGUAAGUUUUUGUUGA
Tremella mesenterica DSM 1558 is the source of this 6024-nucleotide messenger RNA. RefSeq lists its product as uncharacterized. The transcript is spliced from 3 exons. Lineage: Eukaryota; Fungi; Basidiomycota; Tremellomycetes; Tremellales; Tremellaceae. Gene Ontology annotation, cellular component: nucleus; Cul8-RING ubiquitin ligase complex. Bases 1 to 6024 code for a protein of 2007 amino acids. The record is from RefSeq and is a predicted model, not a curated record. Gene Ontology annotation, biological process: double-strand break repair via homologous recombination; replication fork processing.